Molecule: messenger RNA, 1677 nt
Organism: Coturnix japonica (Japanese quail)
Lineage: Eukaryota; Metazoa; Chordata; Aves; Galliformes; Phasianidae
Source: RefSeq, a predicted model, not a curated record
CUCCCCCUCCCCCCCCCCCCCCCAUCGCCCUUCGCCCCCCGCUUUGAUGCGAUAAUGGCGCUGCAAUGGCCGCUAAUGGGGACCCCAUUACUGACCCCAUUACUGACCCUAUUACCGGCCCUAUUACCGGCCCUGUUACUGGCCCCAUUGCUGUCGUGGUUAUGGGGCGCAGUGGCGGCUGUGACCCGAUUUAGGGCCACCUGUAGGAAGCUGAGGAACUUCCCGGUGCCCCCAUGGAGGAACUGGGGGGGGAUAUUGGGGGGUCCCCAUGGCCGCCCUAUAGUGUCCCCUAUAGGGGCUGUGGGUCCACAUGGGUCCCCAGACCCCCAAGUAAACCCCCACCCCACGGCGGCCUCCAUUGCAGCCUCCAUCGCCCCCAAGGACAAACUGUUCUAUGGGUUCCUCAAGCCAUGGCUGGGUGACGGGCUCCUGCUGAGCCAUGGGGAGAAGUGGGUCCGGCACCGUCGCUUACUGACCCCCGCGUUCCACUUCGACGUCCUCAAAUCCUACGUCGGCAUCUUCAACAGCUGCACCAACAUCCUGCAUGCCAAGUGGAGGGCUGCAUUGGGGUCAGCAUCGGGACCUAUAGGACGGAACGUGCAGGAGGAUCUGAGUCUGCUGACCCUCGAUACCCUCCAGAAAUGUAUCUUCAGCCACGACAGCACUGCCAGGAGUGAGCAUCGCAAUGAGUACAUCGCAUCCAUCCUGGAGCUCAGCACGCUGGUUGCUCGGCGGCAGCACCGUCUCCUCCAUUACAACUCGUGGCUCUACCGGCUCUCGGCCGACGGCCGACGCUUCGCACGCGCGUGUGCCACGGUGCACGGCUUCACCAACAACGUGGUGCAGACGCGGCGCCGAGAGCUCGACGGCCUUGGCCAUAAGGAAUGGAUGGAAGGACGCCAGGGACGGAGAAUGGACUUCAUUGACCUCCUGCUGCUCACCAAGGAUGACGAUGGCAACGCUCUGUCUGACGAGGACAUCGCAGCCGAGGCCGAUACCUUCAUGUUCGAGGGGCACGACACGACGGCCAGCGGGUUGACGUGGCUGCUCUACAACCUGGCCCACCACCCGCACUACCAGGAACGAUGCCGCCAAGAGAUCCACGAGCUCCUCACGGGCCGGGACGUGGAGGAGAUUGAAUGGGAGGAUCUGUCCCUCCUGCCCUUCACCACCAUGUGCAUCAAGGAGAGCCUCCGCCUGCACCCACCCGUCACCGCCGUGUCGCGGCGCUGCACCGAGGACGUGGCCAUGCGCGAUGGAAGGGUCAUCCCCAAAGGGGUCAUCUGCUUGAUGAGCAUCUACGGGACCCACCACAACCCGGAUAUCUGGCCUGAGCCUCAGGUGUACGACCCAAUGAGGUUCAGCCAGGAGAACAGCCAGGGACGGUCCCCAUUGGCCUUCAUUCCUUUCUCUGCUGGGCCCAGGAACUGCAUCGGGCAGAGCUUCGCCAUGGCCGAGAUGAAGGUGGUGGCCGCGCUCACCAUCGCUCGGUUCAACAUCAGCCCGGAGCCAACGAGGGCCGUGAGACGCAGCACGGAGCUGAUCCUGCGCGCUGAGGGCGGGAUGUGGGUCCGGCUGCAGCCACUGUGAGGGAGGAUGGGAUGGGAGUGGAAUGGGCCUGUGUAAUAAAUGGCGGCCAUGGUGGGAUGUGUCAUGGCGGCCAUGUUGGGGAUGUGU